AUGAUCUUUUUGGGUUCUGUCCUCUUCGCAGUCGCCAUCUUCUUUGCAGGACAGAUGUUUCGGCCUUUCUCUACGACAGCAAGCCAACCGACCUUCUUGGAUGACGACGACGAAGAAUGCGGUUGUUUUGAUGAGUCCAGGAUGCAUCCCUUGUUGGAAAGGGGUACCUUCCGCAUCGAUUUCGGGUCAGCAUCCUCUUGCACAAUAGUGCCCAGCACUGGCGGUUUCUACCUGAUGGCCUGCGACGGCGUGGAACUUGAAUUCCUCGGCCUCAGCGGCUUCGGCACCAACCCACGAGCUGAAGAUCCAGUCGACGAAGACCAUCACUGCGCUAGGAUGCGCAAGUUGGGCGCAACUUUGUACUCGAGUGAUUGGAAUUACUCCACAAAGCAUAACUCGAUGAUCAAGGAUUCCAAACGGGAGGAUCCGAGUUGA
This is a messenger RNA of Colletotrichum gloeosporioides, 435 nucleotides long. RefSeq lists its product as uncharacterized. The coding region runs from base 1 to 435 and encodes 144 amino acids. Lineage: Eukaryota; Fungi; Ascomycota; Sordariomycetes; Glomerellales; Glomerellaceae. The record is from RefSeq and is a predicted model, not a curated record. The transcript has a single exon.